This is a messenger RNA of Penicillium subrubescens, 1203 nucleotides long. Its product is annotated as phosphotransferase family protein. Lineage: Eukaryota; Fungi; Ascomycota; Eurotiomycetes; Eurotiales; Aspergillaceae. The record is from RefSeq and is a predicted model, not a curated record. The transcript has a single exon. The coding region runs from base 1 to 1203 and encodes 400 amino acids.
AUGGGCACUUUGGAGAGUUAUCUGCCUCCAGAUUUGACCACCAAGACCAUAACCCAGCUCGUUCUUUCUCUUGAACUCCCAGUACCGACUACUGUUGAGCGACUGCAAGUCUCGGCAGCCUUUCAUUCUAUCUAUCUCAUAACCUUCCCCGCCUCUAGCACGUCGGGAAUCCCGGCUCGCCGCAACCGUGAUGGCUCGGUAACUCUGGUACUACGCGUCUCUGGCCGUCAGCUUCCGGGUAUCAAGACGCGAAAUGAGGUCGGUGUGAUGAAGUGGGUGCGAGAAAAUACAAAGAUCCCCGUCCCAGCAGUUAUUCGCUACGAUGACACGGAGUCUAACAUGGUCGGGCAUGAGUUCACUCUACUCGAGAAAGUACCUGGUGUCAGCGUGGAUCAGAUCUACUCUACUCUCUCCCAAGACGCCCGCACCAGGUUAGUGAAUCAGCUAGUUGAUUAUCUGUGUGAACUCCGUUCACAUCCAUGGAGGGAUGGCUUUGUGGGAGGUUUAGCUAUUCAUGGAACUGAAGUCGCCGCUGGACCUCCGAUUGAAGAGAAUUUCUGGCAAGUCCCCGACCUGGACCGAUAUUGGGGAGGCUUGGGAGAGACCCUCGAGUCGCUGAAUCCGACCCGUGAGGUUGGAUUCUCAAAUAAUGUGGAGUUUAUAGUAGGUAGUUUGGAUCGUUAUAUUCAUGCUAUCCAAAAACACCCAUCGCUCAACCCAUUUCGAGACAUGAUCCCACGGCUCCAGGCAUUUAUGAACAUUAUUCAAGCCCCCACAAAUGCCAAAGAACUGAAUCGUGUGACCUAUGUUCUCGCACAUAAAGACUUGCAUUUCGGGAAUGUCAUGUGUGACCCUGACCAUCCUGAUUGUCCCAUAACCGCGAUUUUGGACUGGGAGUUCAGCGGCGUGGUACCUGCACCACGAUGGAAUCCACCUCGGGCUUUUCUUUGGAAUACAAAAACGUCACCGGAAGACAAGGCAGAGCAAAGUCGCAUGGAGAAUGUUUUUCAGGCUGUCUGCCAAGAGAGAGGUCUAGGGAAAAUGUUGGACGAAAUGCGACUCAGUCCACGACAAGAGUCAAUGCAAACUGUGGUCAAUCACAUUCGUGCUAUUGUCGAAGUCUGUCCUAGGGGACAGGCUCAGGAUCAUGUGGGUCAGUGGAGGAAAGUCGCAGAAGCAGGGAUGGAGGACUUUGGUGUGUAG